UGGUGUGACGACAUUAAUCUGCGACAUCUUCCUCAACGACCUGAAGCCGUUCGUAUGAAGUUAGCAAGCAAGCUACUGUUUUCUGUUGUUAUUGUGCAUGUUGAUCGGCAAACUGGACCGUUCUCUCGUCUCAAAUCAGUCUCAGCCACAUGAUGAUUGACACGGAGAGGGGGGCCAGUGAUGCUGGUACAGCAGAGGCCAGCAGUAAGAUCAAGGAGAUGGAAAAAAAGAAGAGGUCUCGAGUCAAACAGCUGCUGUGUGACGUGAAGAAGCAAGUGGAGUUCUGGUUCGGAGAUGUCAACCUCCACAAGGACCGCUUUCUGAGAAAACUCAUCGAUGACUCUGAAGAUGGAUAUGUUGAUAUAUCUGUGCUGGCGGACUUCAAUCGAAUGAAGAAGCUGACAACUGACACCAAGCUGAUUGCGAGAGCACUGAGAAAUUCAUCUUUAGUUGAGGUUAACCUAGAGGGAAAUAAAUUAAGGCGUCAGCAUCCAAUUGGAGAUGUGCCAGAUAACGUCGACAGCCGCACAGUCUAUGUGGAACUUUUGCCCAAGGAUGUGACGCACAGCUGGAUAGAGAGAGUGUUCUCAAAAUGCGGGAAUGUGGUUUAUGUCAGCAUCCCCAGAUACAAGUCUACUAAUGACUCCAAGGGUUUUGCCUUCGUAGAGUUUGAGAAAAUAAAGGAAGCACAGAAAGCCAUAGAGAUGCUGAACAACCCCCCUGAAGAUGCUCCCAGGAAGCCGGGGAUUUUCCCCAAGACAAAAAGCAGAAAACCCAUUCCUCUGCCAAGCGAUAAUCCACCAUCAGGUGAAGAAGAGGAAAAGAAAAAACGAAAGAAGAAGAAAAAGAAGGAAGGCGCAACUGUGCAGGCUCCUGCUGAAGAAGCCAGUGAGCAGGUGAUAGAAGCAGAACCGUCGGAGCAGAAGAGGAAGCGCUCAGCAGCGGUGGAGUUUGACCCGGAGGUCGACACCACUGAGAAGACACCUGGCAAAGUGUCAGAGAAAAAAAGGCGUCGGUCACAUACGGCAGAGGGGUCCGAAAGUGAUGUGCCAUCUAAAAUAAGGAAAACUAGUGAGAGUGGGCGAAAGGGAGAGGAUGAAACAGAGACGAAUCCACCUGCUCAAAGCGACACAGAGAGAGGUGUUGAGGAUGGUAAAGAAAAUGGAGAUGAUUCAACCAUUAAAGCAAAGAGGAAGAGAAAAAAGAAACACAAGGAGAAACUGAAAAUAGGGGAAGAGGUCAUCCCACUGCGAGUUCUUUCAAAGAUGGAGUGGCUUCAGUUGAAGGAGGAGUAUAUGACCUUGCAGAAGCGGAGUAUGACGUCCCUGAAGAAGUGCAUUAAUAAGAUUGAUCACAGGGAGCACAAGAUUAAAAUGGAGACGGAAAAUUAUCCUCAAGAAGAAAUCAUAGAAAUGAAGGAGAAAAGUGAGAAACCAGCCAACACAGGCCCUCAGUUCACCAGUGGUGUCAUCAUGAAGAUUACAGACAACAAGCCGCUUCCAGCGAGGAAGUUCAUCAAAGAGGCUCUGUGCAAAAAAUCACCGGUGGCGUACAUCGACAUCUUGGAUGGAGAUGCUGAGGGUUACAUCCGCUUUCACACCCCAGAGGACGCGAAAGUCGUCAGUGACGCUCGAGCAGAGCUACAGAAGGAGCACAGCUGGAAGCUUGAGAUUCUCUCAGGUGAUCACGAGCAAAGGUACUGGCAGAAAAUCCUCGUAGACCGCCAAGUCAAGCUGAAUCGUCCAAGGGAGAAGAAGCGGGGCACAGAGAAGCUCAUAUCCAAAGCCGAAAAGAUCAUCAUCGCCCGGGCCAAGGAGGCCCAUAAACACAUCCGCUUCCAAGACGACUGACAGCGACGGAGAACUUAUGUUCAACUGUGUGGACUCUGACUGAAGGGGGACCGUCUGUGUUCAUUUGUACUCAGCUGGAAGAGAACUGAAAAGAAACAUGUAAAGUGUAAAAUAAUUAGGAAUGUCCCUUCGUUUUUCUUUUGCACUGGAGUCCCCGAGAUAAUCUGGAACGCUGCUAUGCAUUUAGACAUUUUGGCGACAGUUUUUUUUUUUUUUUUUUUUUUUUAAAUCGACAACCUUUUUAGUUUUUUAAAAAAUGAUUCUCUUUAUGAUGUAAAUAAGAUUGAUUUCAAAGUUCUCCCAGUCAAGAUGUGGACAAGUCAUGGAAUUUACCAUUUGAGGGUAUUUCCCUUUUUGUUGUUGUUGUUGUUGUUGUUGUUUUUUGUUUUUUUUGUUUUUUUUUUUUAAAUAAAAUGUCAUUAUUUGAUA
Acanthopagrus latus (yellowfin seabream) is the source of this 2279-nucleotide messenger RNA. RefSeq names its product La ribonucleoprotein 7, transcriptional regulator (gene larp7). Gene Ontology annotation, cellular component: nucleus. The transcript has 13 exons. Gene Ontology annotation, biological process: RNA processing. Gene Ontology annotation, molecular function: mRNA binding. The coding region runs from base 150 to 1850 and encodes 566 amino acids. NCBI's taxonomy places the organism in Eukaryota, Metazoa, Chordata, Actinopteri, Spariformes, Sparidae. The record is from RefSeq and is a predicted model, not a curated record.